Toxoplasma gondii ME49 is the source of this 4347-nucleotide messenger RNA. Its product is annotated as zinc knuckle domain-containing protein. Gene Ontology annotation, molecular function: zinc ion binding; mRNA binding. Gene Ontology annotation, biological process: regulation of mRNA splicing, via spliceosome. Gene Ontology annotation, cellular component: nucleus. Bases 1010 to 3181 code for a protein of 723 amino acids. The transcript has 11 exons. The record is from RefSeq and is a predicted model, not a curated record. Lineage: Eukaryota; Apicomplexa; Conoidasida; Eucoccidiorida; Sarcocystidae.
UCGUUACCCUGUCUGGGCGUUUUCUUCGAGCGACGAAAGUCUUAUCGACUGCGAGUCGAAUUCCGCCGAAAGAAAUGACGACGUGUUCCACGUUCUUUGCCUCCUCUGUGGCCGGUGUCGCGGAAGGGUCUGCAGUUGGUGAAGAGCAGAUUCGCUGACGGCAAAUUUACUGUGGCGCAUUUCCGUGGGUUCCCAGUUUGUUUCUUUCCUUUACCUCUGUGCAAUUUUCUAUCAUUUCGGCGGAAACAGGAGAUCCUGGAAACUGCGUUGCCUAACCCCCCUCUUCUCCCUCUGUACACAGGUACCAUGCGUGUCAGGCCCUCCGUGUCUGGGCAUCAGUUUGUCGCCGUCGGGCUGUCUCUUUCGUUUUCCUAAACUUCUGUUUUCUUUUUCUCUCUUGGACCUUAAUCUUUUCCCCCACACCCUCUGGAAAGUUUGGAGGAAAAAAGAGCCGGACGUUCUCCCAGACGCUCUCGUCUCUGGGUAUACACCCGACUGUUUUCGAUCGCUUCAAACGCGCAGUCUCCAGAAGCCGCCCAUCUCUUGCCCACUUGACGCGAGCGACUCUUUCUCCCCUUUUCAAGUCCUGGAAUCCCCGGCUUUCGUCGUUUCUCCGUAAAAGUCCACGAAACAUCUUCAAAACAUCGCGGCGGGCAAUCUCACUCCUUCAGCAGCGUUCAUCCCCCUCUUUUUUAUUCUUUCUCGCUGCUUUCUGCCGAGUUCCACUUCUUCCUCACUCUCCGCUCCUCACCUGUCUCUUCUGAGUUCUCUCUUCCCUGCUCUCUCCCCCGCAUCUACCACUCCCUUCCUCGCCUGCUUUGUCUCCCCUCGCUUUCCCCGUCCCCGCGCUCUCUUUCCUCAUUUUCUUGUCCUUUUCUUUUUCGUUUCGUUCCUUCUCUUUCCCUCUCCGUCUCGUCUUCCUCUCGAUCCUUCUCCUCCAUUUCGCCUUCGUUCAGUUCCUCCUUUCGGCUUCCACUUUUCUUCUCCUCCUCCCCUCCGUAGUUUCACCAUGUCGAUGGAACAGUUGAUGGCGCUAGUGCCCUUGGAGGCGGCACUCGCGGGGAAGGAGAAGGGAGGUCGCAAGUCAAGGUGGGAACGGCCCAAGACGAAGAAGAAAGGCGACUCCAAAUGGGGUCCUCCUGAAGACAAAGACUUCCUACCGCCGCCCUACGUGGACCUCCCUGUGGGCAUGACAGCUCCGCAGAUGGACCGAUUCCUGCGCGAGCAGCGCUUCGACGAUCUGCAGAGGAAACUCGCCAAUGGCGAAUUCGAGUUCGGGGACCCCGACAUCCGACCGCCUUCGCCUCCGCCUGUCUACGACCGAAACGGAGGUCGAAUCAACACCCGAGAAGUCAGAGUCCGGAGUGCCAUGGUGGCGGAGCAACAGCGUCUGACCGAGUUCAUGGUGAAGCAUUUGCCAGGCUUUGUUCCACCUCCGGACUGGAAGCCGUCGAAGAAGAUCCGAAGAAUUGAAAUCCCUCUCGACAAGUAUCCAGACUAUAACUUCAUGGGCAUUAUAAUCGGACCCCGAGGCUGCAAUCACAAACGCCUGGAGGCCGAGAGCGGCACGACGAUUUCCGUCAGAGGACGCGGGACGCAGAAAGAAGGAAAACGCGACCACCAGACGGAGGAGGAGGCGUCGAUGCCAAUGCACGUCCACAUCUGCGGAGACACUGAAGAAGCCGUCGAGAAAGCGCUGGCUCUCAUCGAACCGCUCCUAGAUCCUCUCCACCCCGCACAUGAAGAGUUCAAGAAACGCGGCCUCGAACAGCUGGCUCUCGUGAAUGGCGUCAACUACUCCGAUCUGGAGCAGCGUCGCUGUCCUAUCUGCCAGGGCACUGGCCACACAGCGCAAGACUGCCCAGACGCUCAGGAGCUUCAGCCAUUCAAGAAACCGGAAGUGCGCUGCGCGUUGUGUGGAGAUUUUGGACAUGUCACGAUGGACUGCAAACUGAGACAGAACGGCCCUGUAGGAGUGGCAGCCCCUCCGCCGCCACCGCCAACCGUCGGCCGCAGUCGGGAAGAACAAAUGAAGAUGGAUGCGGAGUAUCGCAAAAUGAUGAGUGAGCUGACAGGGGAUUCCACUCUGGACGCUUUGGACGAGCCGACUCUGUCGAGUCCAGAGCAGCCGUCCAACAUCGCUCGCGCGUCGCCUUACGCCUCGGCGACGCCGGGUGCCCAAACUGCGACGCCUCCGCCGGGCGUCUCACCUUCCUUCGACCGCUCUUCUCCCUCGCCUUACGCGGCCUACGGGCGCCGUGGCGGCCGCAUGGGAGGGCCUGUCCCGCCGCCGCCUCCGAUGGCCGGACCUCCGGGAGAGGGCAUGCCCGGCGGCUUUGCCUGCGGGCCAACUGGCCCCGGGACCAUGCGGGGCCGCCCUGGCCUGGGGUACUGCGGGUCUCCCGCGGACGGCCCGCCGGGGGGCUUCGCUUGCGGGCCAACUGGCCCCGGGGCCAUGCGGGGCCGCCCUGGCCUGGGGUACGGGGGGCGCGGGGGACGAAUGUUUGGAGGCGAUGAUGACAGGAACGCGUUCAUGCGUCGAGGAGGCCCUGAGUUCUGGAGAGACAACGGAGACCGAGGAGAUGGCGAGUUUGGGUCCAAUGACCCGCGGUCUUGGGGCAGGGGCAACGACGGCAUGCGACCAGGAGGCGGACCUGGAGGACGCUCUCCCUAUCCCGAGAUCAUGAUGCCUCCCAUGGGAGUGCCAGGCAUGCCUCCGCCUUGGGGAGGAGUGCCGCCUCCCAGCAUGAUGGGUGGUCCCGCCAUGAGCCAGCCGUCGGGGCCGGACGGCAGCGGGCCUGGAGGCCCCGGACCGAAUCGAAUGGGUGGCCCUGCGUCGGGCGGUGGGCCUAACUACUCGUGGGCCCAAGGCCCUUUCCCUGGGGCCUUCGCACCGCCAGUGUGGGGUCAGCACUCAGGCUCGAUAGGCCCCGGGAGCUCCCCCGGCGCGAGUGACGCGGGAGGCGCGGCUCGGCCUGCGGCAGGCGGCCGUGGCGGCUUUGAGCCGUGGGGAUUCCCCGGAGCCUCCGGCGCGCCUCAAGAGCCCCACAGCGGCGCUGCUUCGGGGACCGGACCGUUCCCCCCUCUCCCCAUGGCCCCUGCUGGGGCGCCGCCGCCGGCCCCCGACGCGGAUGAUGGACUGGAUAAGAACGACGACGACAACAUGGACAUGAACGACUGAGGAUCGAGUGGAGAUGGGAAUCGUGCGAAGGGCAAUCUCGCAGAGUCUCAAGAGAAACACAGAUCCUUGUCUGUCUACAGUCGCGCGACGUCUAUCUUUGUAUAUAUAUAUAUAUAUAUAUAUAUGUGCGUAUAUGUAUAUACAUGUAAGGAUGCAUAUCUAUCUGUAUGUAAUUGUAAAGAUAAACGCAUAUGCAUACACAUAUACAUAAAUAUAUAUAUAUGUAGAUUUAUAUGUAUAUAUAAGAGCGGCUGGCGGAUUGACAGCCCCGAAGCAGGCGAAGGCCGAGAUAGCAAGACAGCUUACGACCCCCCGGUUACGGGGAGAAAGAGACAAAGAGACAGGAUCGAGCACGGUGCGAGAAGACGUUGUAUGAAAAAUUACAGGAAGAAAAUAGAUAAUGGGGCGUUGGUCUUGAGUCACGCUGGCGACAGCCAGGGAACCUGCCGGAGGCCCAGGCGACAGAGGAACGCCGUUUUUUGCUCAAACCCGCAGAAAUUCACAUCACAGGGAGCACCACGUUUCGUCGAAAUUGAUGCACUCUCGGUUUUUCAUGACGCGAACCUAUCCACAUAUAUACAUAUAUGUAUAUUUAUAUACAAGCACAUUUUUGUAUAUAUAUAUAUAUAUAUAUAUAUAUGUAUGUAUAUACAUGUGGCGCGUGGAGAGAGACCUUGAUGGAUACGUAUACAGACAGUCGGACGAUUGUCUGAGGUCCGAUGCGCCGACGCCUUCUUCAGAUGACUGGAAGACGCAUGGCGCGAAGCAGUUAAUGCCUCGUUGAAAAUUUAAAUGUUUUUGGUCUAGAGGGUAGACAUGUGUGUACCUGUGUUUACAUGCAUAUGCAUCUUUCUUGCGGGCUGGUGAAGUGGUGAUCGAAUAAACGCGUGCAUGCAGUAAAGGCUGCCACGAGGUGGGCUCGGAGUUUGGCAGCUGCAUGCGAUGGACGGUGCUGUCUGGUUCCAGCGUAUACAAAGGCGUUAUCGAUUUUUCCUCUCGUGUGUCUGACUGGUCAUGUAGGCUCUUGUUGUGUGUCUACGAGAUGAAGCGUGUGCUUUUUCAUUUUGCAAGACGUUGUAGUUUUCGUGUAUGUCGCCUCGUUCCUAGAAAGACACCCACCCCAAAACCAGACGCAAGCGCUAUUCCAGAAGCUGGCUCACCACUAC